Molecule: messenger RNA, 5010 nt
Organism: Vavraia culicis subsp. floridensis
Lineage: Eukaryota; Fungi; Microsporidia; Pleistophoridae
Exons: 1
Coding region: 1-4968 (1655 amino acids)
Biological process (GO): nuclear-transcribed mRNA catabolic process, deadenylation-dependent decay
Cellular component (GO): CCR4-NOT core complex; P-body
Molecular function (GO): molecular adaptor activity
Source: RefSeq, a predicted model, not a curated record
AUGUUUGUGUACAUGUCAUUAAAAGAAAAAAAAAUUGCGGCAGCCAUGGGUAAACAAAUUGAUGAGUCGAGCAUAACAAGCAUAGUGCUAGAAAAUGAGAGCUUUAGGAUCAGCGCAGAGACAUUCAGAGACAUACUGCUGAGAGUAAAAAGGAAAAGAGAAAUAGAGGAGAGCGAGACGUCCGAGCUGAUCAAAUGCAUCAUUACCAACGCAGAGGACUGGAAGAUAAAUGAAAUAAUGGUGGUGCUGAAGGAGAAUCUCACAAACAUAAAUUGGAUCAAGGUUUUUGAGCUGUUUGAUGACAAGAAAUUUACCAUUGAUAGCUUGCGCUCGUUCAAUAGAAUAUUGGAAUGCUGGAAAUGCAUUAAUGGUGAGAAUACGUUUCCUUACAGAAUAUUCUUCAAGGUGUGGAACAACAAAGAAACACAGGAAGAAUUUUUGAACUAUUUUAUUGAAAGUAGAGAGGAGAACCUCAGGGUUUACAACAAUGUUUUUCUCACACGGAUAAUCACGCCUGAGGACCUGAAGAGGGACAAAGUGAAAGAUGAUAUCAAUCUUGAAAGCCACUUCAACUGCCUCGAGUUCUUUAAGAUUCUGAAGGAUCUUAACCAGGAAGAGAUGAUCAAGAGAAUCUGCAUGAUAUCAAAUGAUUGGGUGUUUCUUGGGUUGUCGUCUGUGUUCCCGUUUUGCUCUAAAGUCUUUGACGAUCUCUUCAUCCAAUUUUUGAAGAAAGAGCGGGUUCUUUUUCUGAGCGUUAUAUUUCGCAACAGCCCGGCUCUCCUCAUCAGAAAGCUUGCUGAGGCAAGAGACAAGGGCUUCUCGCUCAAUAAGCUGCUGGAUAUAAUUCUGGAGCUGAAGAUACUGCCCGCAAUAUUGGAAAUAAUGAAUCCAUCGUUCUUUUGCUACGAAAUUUUGAUACUCAGCUCGAGAAGAGAUCAUUUAAAUCUGUCUAUAUGGAUAACCAACGCUUUUAAGCUCAAAAAGGAUGUUUUUGCAAGUUCUCUGAUAGGCUAUAUUAUUGAGAAGUUUACUCGUGCGGAACAGCAACUGAAAAACGGCAUAAAAUUGGACGAAGAUGCAACGGCAGAGAAGACCCUGUAUCCUCUUACCUUUGAGAUUGCGCUUAACAUCUUGCAAACGCUGGAAAUGUUAUCCAAUUCAUUCAACAGAGAUGUACUUCAGAGUUUCAAUCGGUUAAAGAUGGUUUUACCCUUAGAGCUGAAAAAUAUAACGGAGAAGAAACUGUCUUUGGAGCAACAAAGUAAUGAUUUUAUCACUUCUGUGGUAAGUGGAACACGCACAGUAGAUCAGGCAACAGAAAUAAUACAGAACCUGGUGAAUGGGAACCUGAACGAAAGAGAGCUCGCAAUGAAAAUAUUUAGUACCAUGCUGGAUAACUACCACAACUUCCACAGGAUUAGCUCCUCAAAAACACUAGCGUUCUUAUUCGGCAGGUUGAUCGAAAAGCGGCUCUUCCCCAAGUUUUACAUGCAAAAGGCACUUAGAAUAAUCGCCAACCUUCUGAAGAAUGUGUCGUCCAAAGAGUUCAGGUUUGCACUACACACCUUGUCUAUGUUCUGUGAUGGCCAGCGAAAAGGUGAAUUCGAUGCUUUUUUCGAGGAAAUUUCCAAAAUAGACAAGGUUAAGGAAUUUUUGUUGGAAAGAAAGAAGAACUAUGUGUUGGAGGAUGAUGCCAUCGAUGAAAUAGGAUAUGAUAAUUUUAUGGAUCUUUUCUUUACACCACUAAACGGCGACAUCAUUGUCAAGCUGUAUAUGGAACUCAAAGAGGAUCAGAUCGAGAAUGUUUUUUUGAAGACUUUGAAGUACCUGAUGAGCGACAAUAUUCUGAACGAACGGGGAAUCGAUCUUGAUGAGAUUAUAAUAAAGACACGGGAAGUGGAGAGUGGCUGCAUCAAAAAUAUCGAUAUUAUGAUCGAAAACGAUAUCAAAAAUGAGGAACAUAUCACCAAGCGAAUAAAUUUCUUCGACAACAAUAGCAGCAUGUGCUCGAUGAACGACAAUCCUCAGCGUGUCAAUCAGGUCUACCAGAGCUACCUCGAGCAGGUGAACUUUUCCAUGGAUAACACCAAUUUGCAACACUUCCUGCGCUACUUUUUUGAGAAAAAGAUAUUUGAAACCAACAACCACUUCCUUUUGUUGAAAUAUUUUGAUUAUUUUGGAGAGGAUUUUUACCACCUUUUCUGCGGCUUGGUAUUUGAAAUGUUUCGGUACCUCAACAAGUACAGAAUUGAUAACGAGAUGCGGUUCGCCAAGUCUCUUGGUCAAUUUUUUGGAAAGUUUACCAUAGGAAUGAACCGUUUGUAUGCGUUGGAUGUGUUCAACAUGAAAGAGUAUAUAAUUGGCUGUGUAGAACGCAAACGAAUAUUCUUCUGUGUGAUUUUCAUGGUCUAUUUCAUUAGGCAAGGAAAGUUUGGUCUGGUCUUCAAACCAAGGAAUCCGUACAUAAUGAACUUGAUUUACCUGCUCAACGAGAUCUGUGAAUAUUCGAAGGAUCAGCUCAAAGAAGAGAUUGAGAGUCUGUUUGCCGAGCUGAAGUUAACACACAUAAAACAGACGAGCAUGCUUGUGAAUCAUGUUAGCAUGGACAAUACGACGGUAGUGUUUCUUGACAGCUACAACCUAGGUCAUUUCGAUAAGGUCCAUUCAAAGGUGGUUUCUAUGGGAAUAGAUUUCAGUAUCAGAGAAGUUACGUUUCCGCUGAUGGAGCGGAUCAUGAACAUCUCGUUGAAAACGAUGAAUUUCUUGUUCAGAAGAAGGAAGGAUAAGAAAGAUGAGUAUGUAUACGAGUAUAAAAGGAAUUUUAUGAUCAACCUGAUAGGCAAUUUGACGGUAGUUUGUUCGUUGGAACCGAUGUGUGCGGCAAUCAUUGGAAAUGUGCCAUACUUUCUCAAGAUGGCUGGUUUGGAGGUAGAAAACGAGAGAGUGCAUGCUGUGGCAAGAAACAACAUCGACAAAUGCAAUAAUAUAAUAAGGAAUGCCAUAGUAACAAAGGUGCUUGAAGACUUGGAGCGAGGGUCGGGCACAAAGACGAGCCACAGCGAUCUACAUAUGUUGCAAAUAGCUCCUGAUGUUGAACCCACACACAUUGAGCCGAUAAAACAGACCGAGUAUCAGGAGGUGAAAGAGAAGCUCUCGAAGAUACAGAAAAAGCAGCCUGAUAAGAAGUUGGAGCAUAUUUUGGGAAAAUGGGGCGUAAUUCUGAGAGAACUAGAGGGAUACAUAAAUUUAGAUGGUAGGAGCAGCGAGAAUGAGGACAGAGAGAUAGAUGAACAGAAGGCACCUCUUUCUUUGAUCGAAGAGAUUGUUCUGUACAUUGUGAAUUCAACAAAUCCUGAUAUGCUCGCCGAAAAUAUGUGCCAAAAUAUUAUAUCGUUCCUCUUAAGAACGAAUGACGAGGUAAACAUGGAGCUUAUGUUCUACUUCCUCAAGAGAUUAUUCAGUUUUUCGUUUAAGUGCCAGUGCGAAGUGUCAUCUUGGCUUAUCUACUCUAACGAUGACAGGAAGUUUAACAUCAAGCUGUAUGUCGGUUUUAUCAAGCACAACCUGAUUAGAUUGCAAGAGCUUGACCAGUAUUUUUCGCAGAAAAUCAGGGACGAUCGGUACUUAAAUUUUAUUGUGGCUCUACUCAACCAGCUUAAUAUGCCAUAUGAAUUUAUAAACACCAUAGAAGCGAUAUCGAAGUUGAACGAAGAAAAGUAUGAGAGCCGAAUUUAUAACAUGCUUAAAGAGGUUAGUAACAUCACCUUCUACAAUCACAAGGAGUUAUCUGGUUCUAAUCUGUUCGAUGAAUACGUCAAAAUCAUGAAAUAUUCCUUCAGUCCUGAGAAGUACUUUGGAACAUUCUUUAAUGUUCUUAACGAAAAGGUGAAGGAGCCCCGGUCUUUCAUUGUGAAGUGCUUCAUAAUUUCGUGGGACCAUUUUGUAAGAUUUUACAAAAUACCGAGCGGGUUUAAAAAUCUUAAAAUCAAUUGCUUGCCUAUGCUACUGAGGGAGUACAAUCCAAACUUGGGCAUGGAGGUUGCCCUUGAACUGUUCUUCAAUUCAUUGGAUCGAAAAAAUUUUCUGUUCCAGAAGAUGUUUUUGCAAUUCCUUGGAACGAGCGGAAGCAUCACGCUCGAGGUUUUACAUCUGUUAGUGCCCAGGAACGCACCACAUUUCUGCCUCAAUUUCAUAAAACUCUGUAAAUACUUUAUCACCGACUUCGUACAAAUGAAAAGGGAGGGCAGUUGUUUUGAUGGUUUUAAGAUCUGUAAGGAGCUUUUGUAUCCGUUGAAAUACUACCGUGAAGAAUGCAAUUUAAUUCUGAGUGAAAUCCAGGACUUUUUCAAACAUAUUGAAAUUUUGACCAGAGAAAACGAUGUAAAUGAGACUGCUGGAACCAAGAGCGCAGUUUCUGGCGGCGUAACAGAAAAUGCGGCACAAAAGAAAGCAAGCGCUAGACAAACAGACGUGUUUAUACAGAGGAAUAUAAAUUAUAGCCUAUUUUACGAUAUCGGAGAUUUUUUCAACAACAGGUUGAGAAACAACAAUUUUGUAAUGCUCAAAAACCUGUUCAACAAGAGGAAACGCCGAAUUUACAGCAAAUCAUACGAUUUUUCCACGAUAGACAACACCUAUAAAUCAAUCAUAAAUUAUUCAGGCGAUAACUUGGUCAACAUUCUGCUCAUGAACAGUGUACGAAAGGAUGUAGCUAUAACGGCACUUGUAGAUAAUCUUUCGGAUGAAAAUCCGCAGGGCUACGAAGAAAACUGCAGGGCCUUGCUUUGUCUUUCAGAAAACGAUGAUUGGUCUGAGAAUCUACUCGGUUUAAUCUUCUACAGAGUGCUUGGAAGUAAUCCACCAUACUUGCUUGCGAAGGUUUGCAAGGAACUGAUGUGUAAAGAAAACGCGAAGAUUGGUAGCGGUGUAAAGGAAAGGGUGAGUGAUGUUGUUAAAGGUGUCAACUAAGUAGAUAUUUAUAUUUUCAAUAAACGCUGACCAUUAGUAGGU